CAGUCCUACAUCCAUCAUGCCAAGAGUACCACCACAACAGCAGCAAAGUACAAACAUGGAGGAGAUAAAGAAGGGAGCGUGGUCUCCAGAGGAAGACCAGAAAUUGAAAUCUUAUAUCAUAAGAUAUGGCAUCUGGAAUUGGAGCCAAAUGCCCAAAUUUGCAGGGCUUUCAAGAACGGGAAAAAGUUGUAGACUUCGAUGGAUGAACUAUCUCCGCCCUGAUGUUAAGAGAGGACCUUUUACCAUGGAAGAAGUCGAAAUAGUCAUUAAAAUGUACCAGGAAUUGGGAAACAGAUGGUCGGCCAUAGCUGCAAAAAUAUCAGGAAGAACGGACAACGAAAUUAAAAACUUCUUCCACACACACUUAAAGAAGCAUCUGAAAUUGAAAAAUAUUGAUGCCUCGAUGAAGUCUAAGGUAAAACGCAAAAGGGUGGAGAAAACCAAGAAAAGCGAGGAGAUAAAUAAUGCCGGUAAAGCUCAAGAAAAAACUCUAUCAUUUCUGGCUAUUGGCCCGACAAUGACGACAGAUAAUAAUUCAAUGAUCGGAACAUCGACCAACAACAGCAGUAGUUUGAUGGUAUCACCCUGUGGUUCUUCAUCCUACAACAGCAUUAUUACAUUUGACGAAAGCCAAAGGAUGAAUGUGGAUCAACCAAUCAUUGAAAUGGAAAACACGGUCAUCUUGGAGAGCAAUCCUGAAAUUCAUCAGUCAGAUAGUUUGAGCAUUGAGUCAUUGGAUGAGUUUGACACGAAUUCAUUCUGGUUUCAUCUACUUAAUGAUGCUCACCGUUUUAUUUUAUGA
Lycium barbarum (goji berry) is the source of this 802-nucleotide messenger RNA. Its product is annotated as MYB-like transcription factor EOBI. Lineage: Eukaryota; Viridiplantae; Streptophyta; Magnoliopsida; Solanales; Solanaceae. Bases 17 to 802 code for a protein of 261 amino acids. The record is from RefSeq and is a predicted model, not a curated record. The transcript has 3 exons. Gene Ontology annotation, biological process: regulation of stomatal movement.